GCGUCGGGAGGCGGCGGUCUGUUCUCCGCCGAGGAGGAGCGGGGUAGAGGAGGGAGGCAGCGGGUGAGAGUUCAGAGUUCAGCGGCAGCCCGAGCCCGAGCCCAUGAUUCCCAUAUGCCCGGUAGUUUCUUUCACCUAUGUGCCCAGCCGGCUGGGGGAAGAUGCCAAAAUGGCGACCGGCAACUACUUUGGAUUCACCCACAGCGGGGCGGCGGCGGCGGCGGCUGCGGCCCAGUAUAGCCAGCAACCAGCUUCGGGCGUAGCCUAUUCGCAUCCAACGACAGUUGCUAGCUACACCGUCCAUCAGGCUCCAGUAGCUGCCCAUACAGUUACUGCUGCUUAUGCACCAGCAGCCGCCACAGUUGCAGUUGCCCGACCUGCUCCAGUAGCUGUUGCAGCUGCUGCAACAGCUGCGGCAUAUGGAGGUUACCCCACUGCACAUACAGCAACUGACUACGGUUAUACUCAGAGACAACAAGAAGCGCCCCCACCACCACCACCAGCUACUACACAAAACUACCAGGAUUCAUACUCAUACGUGCGAUCCACAGCUCCUGCAGUAGCUUAUGAUAGUAAACAGUACUAUCAGCAACCAACAGCAACUGCUGCUGCGGUGGCUGCCGCUGCCCAGCCUCAGCCUUCUGUUGCUGAGACCUACUAUCAGACAGCCCCCAAAGCAGGUUAUAGCCAAGGUGCAACUCAGUAUACACAAGCCCAACAAACUCGACAAGUGACAGCCAUAAAACCAGCCACACCAAGUCCAGCUACCACUACGUUCUCUAUUUAUCCUGUGUCCUCCACCGUCCAGCCAGUUGCAGCUGCAGCUACUGUGGUGCCGUCCUACACCCAGAGUGCUACUUACAGUACCACCGCAGUUACUUACUCUGGUACAUCUUAUUCAGGUUAUGAAGCAGCAGUGUAUUCAGCUGCAUCCUCCUACUACCAACAGCAGCAGCAGCAACAGAAGCAGGCAGCAGCAGCAGCUGCUGCUGCUGCUGCAACAGCUGCCUGGACAGGGACCACCUUUACUAAAAAAGCACCAUUCCAAAACAAACAACUGAAACCAAAACAGCCUCCCAAACCACCCCAGAUUCACUAUUGUGAUGUGUGUAAGAUCAGCUGUGCUGGACCACAGACUUAUAAAGAACAUUUAGAAGGACAGAAACAUAAAAAAAAAGAAGCCGCAUUGAAAGCCUCACAAAAUACCAGCAGCAGCAACAACUCUACACGUGGGACUCAAAAUCAACUACGUUGUGAGCUCUGUGAUGUGUCUUGUACAGGAGCAGAUGCAUAUGCUGCCCACAUUCGUGGUGCUAAGCAUCAGAAAGUGGUUAAAUUACACACAAAACUUGGUAAGCCCAUUCCUUCAACAGAACCAAAUGUUGUUAGCCAAGUCACUUCUUCUACUGCUGUGUCUGCUUCAAAACCAACUGCCUCUCCUUCAAGCAUUGCAGCGAGCAAUUGUACUGUGAAUACUUCAUCAGUUGCAGCUUCUUCAGUGAAAGGUCUUACAACUGCAGGAAACUCAUCUCUUAAUAGCACAUCCAACACUAAAGUGUCAGCAGUGCCUACAAAUAUGGCUGCCAAGAAAACAUCUACACCCAAAAUAAACUUUGUUGGUGGUAAUAAGCUACAGUCAACAGGAAAUAAAACAGAUGACUUGAAAGGAACUGAAUGUGUUAAAAACACUCCUGUUACAUCUGUACAGAUUUCUGAAGUCAAGUCAGAUACAAUGUCAGAAUCAGUCACGCCCGCGUCCCUUGCUGCUUUGCAGAGUGAUGUGCAGCCAGUUGGCCAUGAUUAUGUAGAAGAGGUACGAAAUGAUGAAGGAAAAGUUAUUCGAUUCCAUUGUAAAUUAUGUGAGUGUAGUUUUAAUGAUCCCAAUGCUAAGGAGAUGCACUUAAAAGGACGAAGACACAGACUUCAGUAUAAGAAAAAAGUCAAUCCAGAUUUACAGGUUGAAGUGAAACCCAGUAUUAGAGCAAGAAAGAUUCAAGAAGAAAAAAUGAGAAAGCAAAUGCAGAAAGAGGAGUAUUGGCGAAGACGAGAAGAAGAAGAACGCUGGAGAAUGGAAAUGAGGCGCUAUGAAGAGGACAUGUACUGGAGAAGAAUGGAAGAAGAGCAGCAUCAUUGGGAUGACCGUCGCCGAAUGCCCGACGGAGGGUAUCCCCAUGGUCCUCCUGGCCCAUUAGGCCUUCUGGGAGUUCGACCCGGCAUGCCUCCUCAGCCACAGGGACCUGCACCUUUACGUCGUCCUGAUUCAUCUGAUGACCGUUACGUAAUGACAAAACAUGCAACCAUUUAUCCAACUGAGGAAGAAUUACAAGCAGUUCAAAAAAUUGUUUCUAUCACUGAACGUGCAUUAAAACUUGUUUCAGACAGUUUGUCUGAACACGAGAAAAGCAAGAACAAAGAGGGAGAUGACAAGAAAGAGGGAGGUAAAGACAGAGCUUUAAAAGGAGUUUUGCGAGUAGGAGUAUUGGCAAAAGGAUUACUUCUCCGAGGAGAUAGAAAUGUCAAUCUUGUUUUGCUCUGUUCAGAGAAACCUUCAAAGACAUUAUUAAACCGAAUUGCAGAAAACCUACCCAAACAGCUUGCUGUUAUAAGUCCUGAGAAGUAUGACAUAAAAUGUGCUGUGUCUGAAGCUGCAAUAAUUUUGAAUUCGUGUGUGGAACCCAAAAUGCAAGUCACUAUCACCCUGACAUCUCCAAUUAUUCGAGAAGAGAACAUGAGGGAAGGAGAUGUAACCUCGGGUAUGGUGAAAGACCCACCGGACGUCUUGGACAGGCAAAAAUGCCUUGACGCUCUGGCUGCUCUACGCCACGCUAAGUGGUUCCAGGCUAGAGCUAAUGGUCUGCAGUCCUGUGUGAUUAUCAUACGUAUUCUUCGGGACCUCUGUCAGCGAGUUCCGACAUGGUCUGAUUUUCCAAGUUGGGCUAUGGAGUUACUAGUAGAAAAAGCAAUUAGUAGUGCUUCUAGUCCUCAGAGCCCUGGAGAUGCAUUAAGAAGAGUUUUUGAGUGCAUUUCUUCAGGAAUUAUUCUUAAAGGUAGUCCUGGACUUCUGGAUCCCUGCGAAAAGGAUCCCUUUGAUACCUUGGCAACAAUGACUGACCAGCAGCGCGAAGACAUCACAUCUAGUGCACAGUUCGCACUGAGGCUCCUUGCAUUCCGCCAGAUCCACAAAGUUCUAGGCAUGGAUCCAUUACCCCAAAUGAGCCAGCGGUUUAACGUCCACAGCAACAGAAAACGAAGAAGGGAUAGCGAUGGAGUGGAUGGAUUUGAAGCUGAGGGGAAAAAAGACAAAAAAGAUUAUGAUAACUUUUAAAGUUUCUGUAAAUCUUCAGUGUUAAAAACAACAGGUGCCCAUUUGUUGGCUGUUUUCAUGCAUAGUAAAGUCUACUUUGAAAAUUUUAUCAAG
This is a messenger RNA of Suncus etruscus (white-toothed pygmy shrew), 3418 nucleotides long. RefSeq names its product zinc finger RNA binding protein (gene ZFR). Bases 104 to 3325 code for a protein of 1073 amino acids. The record is from RefSeq and is a predicted model, not a curated record. Gene Ontology annotation, molecular function: double-stranded RNA binding; zinc ion binding; single-stranded RNA binding. NCBI's taxonomy places the organism in Eukaryota, Metazoa, Chordata, Mammalia, Eulipotyphla, Soricidae. The transcript is spliced from 20 exons. Gene Ontology annotation, cellular component: precatalytic spliceosome.